Molecule: messenger RNA, 723 nt
Organism: Plenodomus lingam JN3
Lineage: Eukaryota; Fungi; Ascomycota; Dothideomycetes; Pleosporales; Leptosphaeriaceae
Source: RefSeq, a predicted model, not a curated record
AUGGUUCUAUCGGGUCGGACGAGGCACGACAAUGGAAUUGGUAGGUACCAUGAUUUGGAGCAGUUCAGGCAAAACGAGGAGGAGACCAUGGUGUCUUACGCAGUUUUGUGGUGGUACUCUGGCUCCUUCUUUCGGAAAUCAAAGCUGUACAUCUCUAUCAUACAAUACUAUAUAUUCAACACUCGUUCAAUAACACUCCAUCCACAACACUCUCCUAAUCCAAGCUUCAACCAAACCAUGAAAGCCUUCUCCGCCACCAGACGAGUGUACAUUGACCGGCUCACCAACUGCAUAAAUACCACCCUCUCCAACCUCAACUGCACCACCUGGGCCGAUCUUGCCACCGCCGCUGCAAAACUCUCCGCCAAGAUGAAACAUCUCUCCAAAAAAUACGAGAAGAACGACGAGAUCAACGAUCUCCUGAGAUCUGUCCGGAGAAGCGAACUCUCCAUCCGCGCUCUCCGUCGCGAUGAAGAGAAUAUCACCCAACUCAACGAGAUGUCUGAAAUGUACGAGACGGCGUACCGGACGCCGGAUUUGUACUGCGGGCAGGAGCGGCAGAAGAAUGACAUGGAUGGAUAUAAGAAGAUGACGGGUCACGUGCAGGAACUGCAGGCGGAUCAUGAUUCUUGUGUUAGGAAAUUCUUGGAGAAGGCGAUGGCGCGGCUGAGGGAGUUUAAGAAGUUGAUUUGGAGGGUGAAAAGUUUGGAGGAGAAGGGAUAA